AUGGACGUCAGAGGCGGCUAUGCGAAGGAAUCGAUUUAUGAUACACUCAUGUGGCAGUGUAUCAUUCUGCCAUAUACGCUUUUCAAUUACCUCGCAUGGUACGUCAAAUGGGUGUUCAAGUACUGGAUAAAGCGAGAAGAAUAUGAUGAGGUUGCUAAGCUGUAUUUGAUACGUAAAUAUCUUGGACUUAGUGAAAGCCAAUUCAACUGCAUGAGUGAAGCUGAACAUGAAGAUAUGCUGGCACAAGAGCUAUGGAUAGACGAAAACUUCAAGAAAUGGAAAGAAGAGAAAGAUGCCGAAGAGCAGGAGAAGCUCGCCCGAAGUGGAAGGUUGGCGAUUUUUGCUGCUUGA
This is a messenger RNA of Cylicostephanus goldi, 351 nucleotides long. NCBI's taxonomy places the organism in Eukaryota, Metazoa, Nematoda, Chromadorea, Rhabditida, Strongylidae. The record is from the annotation of a GenBank genome assembly.